AUGCCGCUCAGGUUGGAGAUCAAGCGGAAGUUCGCUCAACGGUCGGAGAGGGUCAAGUCAGUGGAUUUGCAUCCCACGGAGCCAUGGAUCCUGUCGAGCCUGUACUCGGGGAGUGUCUGCAUCUGGGAUUAUCAGGCACAGGCAAUGGUGAAAUCAUUUGAAGUUUCAGAACUGCCAGUGAGGUCGGCAAAAUUUAUUUCAAGAAAACAAUGGGUUGUAGCUGGUGCAGACGACAUGUACAUUCGUGUCUACAACUACAAUACCAUGGACAAAGUUAAAGUUUUUGAGGCUCAUACUGAUUACAUCAGAUGUGUUGCGGUCCAUCCAACUCUACCAUAUGUGUUGUCAUCAUCUGAUGACAUGCUAAUAAAACUGUGGGACUGGGAUAAAGGGUGGAUGUGCACUCAAAUAUUUGAGGGACAUUCACACUAUGUGAUGCAGGUUACUUUCAAUCCAAAGGAUAUUAACACCUUUGCAAGCGCAUCUCUUGACCGCACUACAAAGAUAUGGAGUUUGGGCUCUCCAGAUCCAAACUUCACACUCGAUGGACAUCAAAAGGGUGUCAACUGUGUUGACUACUUCACUGGUGGUGACAGGCCCUAUUUGAUUACUGGUUCUGAUGACUCCACUGCAAAGGUCUGGGAUUACCAGACGAAGAGCUGUGUUCAGACACUUGAAGGGCAUACACAUAAUAUUUCUGCUGUUUGUUUCCAUCCUGAGCUCCCUAUAAUCAUUACUGGAUCUGAAGAUGGUACAGUUCGUUUAUGGCAUUCGACAACUUACAGACUUGAGAACACACUAAACUAUGGCCUUGAGAGAGUCUGGGCUGUUGGAUACAUUAAGGGAUCAAGAAGGUUAUUGUAUUUUGCAAAUCAGGCCACAGAUGGAGAAAGAUUACCCUUGGCUGUAAAAGAGUUAGGAAGCUGUGAUUUGUACCCACAGAGCUUGAAGCAUAACCCUAAUGGACGGUUCGUUGUUGUAUGUGGAGAUGGCGAAUACAUAAUUUAUACUGCCCUGGCCUGGAGGAAUAGAUCAUUUGGAACUGCACUGGAAUUUGUUUGGUCAUCAGAAGGAGAAUAUGCAAUUAGGGAAAGUACAUCAAGAAUAAAGACUUACAGUAAAUCAUUUCAGGAGAAGAAAACUAUCCGCCCUUCAUUUUCAGCAGAGCGUAUUUUUGGUGGGGUAUUGUUGGCUAUGUGUUCUAGUGACUUCAUCUGCUUUUAUGACUGGGCUGAUUGUAGACUAAUACGCCGAAUCGAUGUGAAUGUUAAGAACGUUUACUGGGCUGAUAGUGGUGACCUAGUUGCAAUAGCAAGUGAUACAUCAUUCUACAUCCUCAAGUACAAUAGAGAUAUUGUUGCAUCUUAUCUAGAAGGUGGAAAGCCUGUGGACGAAGAAGGUGUCGAAGAUGCUUUUGAGCUGCUUCAUGAGGUCAAUGAGCGAGUGAGAACUGGAAUUUGGGUUGGAGACUGCUUUAUCUAUAACAACUCAUCGUCGCGCCUAAAUUAUUGCGUUGGUGGUGAGGUCACUACAAUGUAUCAUUUGGAUCGCCCUAUGUACCUAUUGGGAUAUCUUGCGAACCAAAGUCGAGUUUAUCUUAUUGACAAGGAGUUUAAUGUCAUUGGGUACACAUUACUUCUGAGUUUGAUUGAGUACAAGACCCUUGUGAUGCGUGGGGAUUUGGAACAUGCAAAUGAAAUUUUAUCGUCCAUACCAAAGGCGCAAUAUAAUAGGCCCAUUUUCUGUUUCGUGGAAGAUAGCUUAUAUGUUAAAUUGAUGUAUAUAUUAUCAGUGUCACAUAACUGUCCUGAUUGUUGCUCAUUUUUGGAAUCGAGAGGUAUGUUGGAAGAGGCUCUUGAGAUAGCCACCGAUGCUGACUACAAGUUUGACCUAGCUGUGCAGCUUGGAAAAUUAGAAGUUGCAAAGGCUAUCGCCAUAGAAGCACAAAGUCAAUCUAAAUGGAAGCAGUUGGGUGAACUCGCCAUGUCCACAGGCAAGCUAGAGUUGGCGGAGGAAUGCCUUCUUCAAGCGAAGGAUUUAAGUGGCUUGUUGCUACUGUACUCAUCUCUUGGAGAUGCUGAAGGAAUUGAAAAGCUUGCUUCUUUGGCAAAAGAACAUGGAAAAAACAAUGUUGCUUUCCUCUGCCUUUUUAUGCUUGGUAAAGUGGAAGGUUGCAUACAGUUGCUUGUAGACAGUAACCGUAUACCUGAAGCUGCAUUAAUGGCACGAUCAUAUCUUCCUAGCAAAGUACCAGAGAUAGUAGCAAUUUGGAGAAACGACCUCAGUAAAAUUAAUCCAAAAGCUGCAGAGUCUCUGGCAGAUCCUUCUGAAUAUCCAAAUUUAUUUGAAGACUGGCAGGUUGCUCUAACUGUAGAAAAAAGCAUUGCUUCUCAGAGGGGCCAUUAUCCUCCUGCUGACCAGUACUUGAAUCGUGCUGAGAAGUCAGACAUGACUCUUGUGGAAGCUUUCAAAAGGAUGCAGGUCAUUGAGCAUGAGGAACUUGAAGAUACAGCUGAGGAAAAUGGAGAACCUGAUCAACAGGCAUCGGAAGAGAAUGAAAUGCAGAACACAGAUGAUGCUGAUGAACCUGAAGAGACAGUUUUUGUAAAUGGGGAUGAGGGUGAGGAACAGCAGGGUACGGACAGUGAAGGAGCUUCGUCUGCUUAG
Molecule: messenger RNA, 2667 nt
Organism: Miscanthus lutarioriparius
Lineage: Eukaryota; Viridiplantae; Streptophyta; Magnoliopsida; Poales; Poaceae
Source: the annotation of a GenBank genome assembly